UAUCUUGAAAGAAAGUUUCACUGUGUCCUGUUUCUAGUUUUUCUACCUUUUGCUUUCAAUUUCUCUGUACAGGGGAAACGCAGGCUACAAAAAAAUCAUCCUUAGCUAUUUCAAUCGGAGGAGGUUCUUGGAUUGGAUUGGAAUCACAUUUCAUGUAAAGGGAAUAAGAUGGCUUCUUCAUCGUCAGUAGUGAGAGGUUUUGGUUCACUACUUGUCAGAUAUUCGAAUGGGGUUUCUACUCAAACCCCUAAAUUCCUUUCUCCCAACAGUUUACUGGGCGGAGAAUUGUCAUCUCUUUCUUGCUACUCGUCUUCUGGUUCAUGGGCUUCAUUUUGUGCUCCAAAAUAUGGAAAUUCGGAUAGGAAAAUUUCAACUUCCCCGCCUUUGUGUAUGGGCAGGCGAUCCUGUAAAAUUGCUGGCAGAAAGACUGCUCAGGAUGCUAAAAAGGCUAAGCUUUAUGCAAGAUUUGGGAAGGAAGUUGUGUCGGCUGUCAAGAAAGGUGGUUCCAGUCCGGUAUCUAAUACGGCCUUGGCUGCUUUGUUUGAUAAAGCAAAGGAGCUCGAUAUACCUAAGGAUAUCAUAGAUCGUAACAUCAAGAGAGCUUCAGAGAAGGGUCAAGAAGCAUACAUUGAGAAAUUCUAUGAGGUCUAUGGUUAUGGUAGAGCUGGAAUAAUCGUUCAGGUGUUAACUGAUAAAGUGAACCGAUCUGUGGCAGCCAUUAGAGAAGUGGUGAAGGACUAUGGAGGGAAAAUGGCAGAUUCCGGAUCAAUCAUGUUCAAGUUUAGACGUGCUCGAGUUGUUAGUAUAAAGGUUUCAGAUGCUGACAAAGAUCAGCUUCUUGCUAUUGCUCUGGAUUCUGGUGCAGAUGAUAUUAUUGAACCCUCAGAGGACGAAGAUGACCAUGACGAAGAUUCAGAAAGACACUACAAAAUAAUAAGCUCAUUGGACAAUUACUCCUCCAUAUUGACAAAACUAAGCGAGGAAUCAAUACCAUUUGAAACUGAUGGUGGAUUUGAACUUAUUCCGUUGACACCUGUCGAGGUAGAUGACGAAGCUAGGGACUUGAACAAGGAGUUGCUCUCCAAGCUACUUGAGCUCGACGAUGUUGAUGCAGUAUACACAGAUCAGAAAUGACUUGAUCGAUCCAUCUUCACUUCAGCUGUUCAUCAAUCAAAUUGUAGUUUUGGGCCAUCGGGAUUUCCCUCUCGCUAUGUUCCAACGAUCAAGAGCGAGGUAAUUGCGCUGUUGUUUUUUAGAUUUGAUAGUUCAAUAGUCUCAAAGUUGCUAGUUCAUUACAUCUUAUGCAUUGCUUGGGCAUAAAACUUUCUUUGAAUUCGAAACGUAAUAAUUUUGAUCGAAUGGAAAUUUUAUUUCAUUGA
Andrographis paniculata is the source of this 1379-nucleotide messenger RNA. Its product is annotated as probable transcriptional regulatory protein At2g25830. Gene Ontology annotation, cellular component: chloroplast. NCBI's taxonomy places the organism in Eukaryota, Viridiplantae, Streptophyta, Magnoliopsida, Lamiales, Acanthaceae. The record is from RefSeq and is a predicted model, not a curated record. Bases 169 to 1134 code for a protein of 321 amino acids. The transcript is spliced from 7 exons.